CGGCCGUGUCCAGGGCGCUGCAGCCGGAUGUUGCUGCGGGGGGCGCGCGGUUUGGCGGGGGCGCGCCGGGGGGAGCCCCCGGCCGGCUCUGGCAGCUGCAGGGGGAUGCUCAGGGAAGGGGCCCCGCACCCCCACCCCAGCAACAUCUCCGGCCUUCGGGAACUUUCGGACACCCCGGCAAAGGCCGGUGGCACCUCAGACACCCCAGGAAGCGACGGCAGGACAGACACCCCCCAGGGUGAAGUGGGGGUCCCUCCUGCUGCCCCCCCGAUCCCACCACCACCCACGCACUGCUGCGGAACCGGCUGCCCCAGCUGCGUCUGGGUUGGGUACGUGGAGGAGCUGCUGGAGCGGUACCGGGACGGCGGUGCGCGGGCCUUGGCCGCCAUCGAGGAGCACGUGGAGGACGAGAACAUUAAAAUGAUCCUCAAGAUGGAGAUCAGGCUGCGUACGGAGAAGAAAUGAUCUUCCCCCGGCCCCUAAAAACCAGCGGGUGAUACCGCCCAGGAGACUGCUUCAGGCUGGAUGGUGGGAUCUGGACUCAGCUUAUUUAAACUAUUUAUUUGUGUGUGUUGAGCUCUGGGGGGGCGGUUGGGCUGGGGAUGGUCCGAGCCCCCCCUCCAGUGACCUGCGCAGCUUUGAGCACGGGAUCCUGCGUGAGUUUCAAUACAGGCAGUGCCCGGGUCGUGUCUCGCCGCUCGUCUAUGGGGGAACCUGCCCUUGGGGACAGACAGCAGCUCACGUCUGUCCUCGGCCCCGGAUUUCCCGGCAGCCGGAUGCUGUGCUCCCCCGGGAUGGAAAAUCCCUGCCAAGGGCAGGCUGGUGCGUGUCCCCAGCCCUCCCCACGCCGCUGCUCUUGCCUCCUCCUUGCGUUCCCCACCUUGGAUUUGAAGCGUCCUGUGCGGCUUGGCCGUGACCUAGUGAUUGGGGAGAGCUGGGGCACUGCGCCAGACCCCCCCUCCGCACCGGCACCGUAAGCCUCUUAGGGGCUUCUCCACGUGGGGGGCUUGCAGGGGAGGCACCCGGCGCUGCCGGCCCCUUCUCCAGGCAGGAGGUGCAGGCAGCGUGCGGCCCCGAGCACAUGGGCACCGGCAGCCUCUUGGCAAGGGCACCGUCCCCGGCUCCGGCACUGAGGUCACAACCUGCCAGGCUGUUUUUCAUGGUGCCUUUUCUUCCUCAAUUGCCUUUUCCUCCAUCUUGAAACCCCAUAAAUUUGGUCCAGUGCAUCCUCCCCUCCAUCCUGCCUGGCUGGGCUGGGGGACUUGCAGGCUGCUGGCCAUCGGGACCCCCGCAGACCCCCCCAGUCCUCCCGGCACAAGCUCCCCAAGGAGCCACGAAGCCCUUGAGCAGCGCUUGCUAACGAAGCUGGAAGCAGCAAUUUACACCAGGGCUCUGCUCUUUGCCAGAGAAAUAGCUGGUUCUGCCAGCUUCAUAUAAAACACACACGGAUCCCUGUAAUCCUAUUUGUUGGAGUCCAACUAAUUGCAAUUAGUGGCAGGGGCUGAUGUUCAAUUAAAGUGUACUGAGAUUA
This is a messenger RNA of Harpia harpyja (harpy eagle), 1531 nucleotides long. It is a transcript of the gene OXLD1, whose product is annotated as oxidoreductase like domain containing 1. The coding region runs from base 28 to 465 and encodes 145 amino acids. Gene Ontology annotation, cellular component: mitochondrion. The transcript has 2 exons. Lineage: Eukaryota; Metazoa; Chordata; Aves; Accipitriformes; Accipitridae. The record is from RefSeq and is a predicted model, not a curated record.